AUCUGCAGAAGGACCUGGCUUUAAUGUCUGUCAUUCUUGUAUGAUCUUUCAUUAAAGUCGAUUGGAUUCACAAGUUUCUGAGUUGAAGUGCUCUUUGUUUUAUUCGUUGUGGACUUGGGUUUUCCACGACAUAAUUGGCGAGCUAGCCAGGAGAUGGACAGAGACAGAGGUGCCUGACUGAACUGCCUGGGAGGAAUUGGACUGAGUUACACAAACGGUGGCCACAACAAAGAUAUUGUUGGAGAGCCUCAGGAAGUUGAAGUUGGUACAGGUCAGCAAGUGCAGAUGGGGAAAGCGGCAGACAGGCAGGAACAGUUACGGGAAGGGAUGGAGCGGAUAGUUCCAGAACAGUUGUGGUCUCAACAUGACACAGAUGUAGGACUUGUUAAGUCAGCUAGCCCUGUAUUUAUUAAAAUAAAGCCAGGGGCUAAGCCAGUAUGGAAAAGGCAGUAUCACAUGAAACCAGAGGCGGUGGCAGGUAUUGAGCCCACCAUUGAGGGUCUAGCAGAGGCAGACGUGCUCGAGGAAACAGUUAGCGAUUGUAACACACCUUUGUUCCCUGUUCUAAAAGCAGAUAAGCAGAAGUGGAGACUGGUUCAUGAUCUACGGCCCAUUAAUGACAUAGUGGAAGACUGCUUAGCUGAGGUCCCGAACCCCCACACACUACUAACCAACAUCCCUCCGGAGGCUAAGUUCUUCAGUGUUAUAGAUUUAUGUGGCGCCUUCUUCAGCGUUCCUUUGGCAGUAGAGUGUAGACAUUUGUUUGCUUUCACCUAUGGUGGUAAGCAAUAUAGAUAUACGAGACUGCCACAAGGGUUUAAACACUCCCCACACAUUUUCAAUCAGGUCCUCAAAGCAGACUUAGAGGAGCUUGUCCUGGAGGGAACACUACUUCAGUAUGUCGAUGACCUACUGAUAUGUGCUCCCACCUUGGAACAAUGCCAUGCAGAUUCCAUAAAGGUGUUGCAAAGAUUAGCUGAGGGGGGUCACAAAGUGUCACGAAAGAAGCUCCAAUAUUGUCAGACAGAAGUUGAAUAUCUGGGAAGAACCAUCGCUCACCAGACAAAAGCCAUCUCCCCAACUCAGUUAGAAGGAUUGAGUAGUGCACCACUUCCCCAAACAGUGAGUCAAAUGAUGACAUUCUUGGGAAUGACAGGGUUCAGUUCUGAUUGGAUAGAGGACUAUGCCCUUAAGGUUUCUCCUCUCAGGGGGCUUAUGAAAGAGGUGGGACAGCAGCAGCUCAGUGCCAAGUUGCACUGGAACUGUGAUGCUUUGGCAGCUUUUGAAACCAUUAAACAGGAUAUGCAGUCUGCUCCCGCUCUAGGAACACCUGACUACACGAAACCAUUCUUGUUGUAUGUUGCCAACAGGGCCGAGGGUUACGCUUCAGCAGUAUUAAUGCAGGACACGUGUAGUGGCAGGAGGAAACAACCCAUAGCGUAUUACAGCACGAAACUUGACUCAGUAGCACAAGGGUAUCCACCCUGCUAUCAAGGUCUAGCAGCGGUUCAAUAUGCAUAUGACAAAGCAUCCACCAUCACCAUGGGCUAUCCAGUAAUUAUUCACACCCAUCAUAAAGUAACGGAGCUGAUAGAGCGAGGAAAGUUUGUAUUGACUAAUGCUAGGCUUCUUGACUACUUGCCUUUGUUGACUUACCCUGACAUCACCAUUAAGAAAUGCACCACUGUAAAUCCAGCAGAAAGAAUUCCCCUGGAAUUUGAGGGAGAGCCUCAUGACUGUGUGGCCGAGUCAUUAACCUUUACCAGACUUCGACCCGACCUUCUCUCACUCCCCAUUCCGGGGGCAGAGGAAGAGUUAUUUGUGGAUGGUUCCUGUUACAGAGACAUAGACGGCAAUCACGCAGGAUUUGCUGUGGUCAGGAUGGACUCUCAGGGUCAAUUUCACACGAUCGUAAGUCAAACCUGUCCGCAACCGUGUUCUGCUCAACUAGCUGAACUCAAAGCGUUGACAGCUGCAUGCAGAGAAGGGGAGGGUAAAGUAGCUAACAUUUACACAGACUCUGCUUAUGCACACGGGGUAUGCAAUCUAUUUGGGGCUGUGUGGAAGCAAAGGGGCUUUAAGAAAACUGAUGGCUCACCGAUUCUGCAUCAUGAGCACAUCCAAGAUCUGAUGGGUUCGCUGUUGCUCCCACGCCAGGUAGCUAUCGUUAAAUGUCAGGCACAUAGGAAAGGCAACAGCUACAUAAUUCAGGGUAAUAACGCUGUUGAUGAGGCCGCUAAACUAGCAUCUAAGUGUCAUUCAGCUAUCCUAGCUCCCUUGAUAUUGGUUGAGGCAGCACCUGUUAUGUCUGAUGUGAUUCGCAUGCAAGAAAUGGCCAAUGUGUAUGAGAAACAGUUGUGGCUACAGAGGGGUGCUACCACUGAUGCUGCAGGCUUGUGGCGGACCCAUACGGGUCUCUUAGUGGCACCCACAGCUCUCCUUAGAAUUUUGAUCAAUAAUGCGCAUGGUUUUGACCAUUGCGCAAGGGGCGAGAUAAUGAGGAUGCUUACCCGCCAGGGGUUUUGGUCACCAUACAUGCAGGCGACGGUAGAUGUGGCCCUCGCAGAGUGUGCAGUAUGUGCAAAAAAUAAUAUAAGGAAGGGAAUGGUGACGCCAUUGGGUCACAUUCCUACACCUGAAGGACCGUUCAGACAUUUAGUCAUGGACUAUGUGGAUAUGAUCAGACCAAUCUAUGGAAAACGGUACAUGCUGGUGGUAAUUGACAGGUUUAGCAGAUGGAUAGAAGCAACUCCCUCGAAGGACCAGGGAGCAGGAACGGUAAUAAAGUUCCUGACAAGGGAGGUGAUGCCCAGAUUUGGUAUACCAACAGAAAUCAGUUCUGACAAUGGGUCAGCUUUUAUUCAGAGAACAUUGAAACAGGUGAUUCAACAUCUUAACAUCAAGCAGAGGCUAGGUUGUGUCUACCACCCCCAGUCCCAGGGAAUGGUAGAAAGAGCAAAUGGCACUCUGAAGGCCAAGAUCAGUAAAAUUUGUGCCAGUGCAGGAUUGAAUUGGGUUGAUGCUCUACCAAUAGCACUAAUGAGUUGUCGCAUGGAAACUAACAGAACCACGCAUCUAACACCGCAUGAAAUGCUUACGGGUCGACCCAUGCCAGUGCCUGUGCUUCGAGGCCCCCAUGAAGGGCCUCCGCUGGAGCAGUUGGAACUGGAAUUCAGAGAAUAUAUCAGACAACUAACUACUAUACAUGAGCUCAUUCACAAACAGGAAAAGGCGCGGGUCCCGGAGCCCGAGGACGAUCAGCCCAGGGCGGUGGUUCCAGGAAACCAGGUCUACAUCAAGGUCUACAGGAGGAGGUGGAACGAGCCAAGGAGAGAAGGCCCCUACAGAGUGACCCAGGCCACGACGACGGCAGUACGCGUAGAGGGCAGCGACACCUGGUAUCACCUCAACCACUGCACCAAGGUUCCACAAGGAGUGGGACAACAUGAGGAGGAUGAGAAUGCUGAUCUUCCAGGCGGGAGUGAAAGCCAAGAGGGGGAAGGCGUGGCACCCUCAGCACCAGAGGAACUGGUACCUCAGCCGGAGAAGUCUGAGCCCAGCAGAAAGGAACCAGACGUGGGAGUGGAGAAUGCUCAUGCUCAGUCUGCUGUUGACAGCUCUGGGGCUAUGGUCUGUGUUACAGAUUCCAGGGGAGAAUGUACAAACAACAACGGAGCAGAUCCUGCAAUUGGUGCCACCACAGAAGAGACCUAAGGGGGGCCACGCCCGCCCGACACCAGUAGGAGACAACACCUUACCGCUGGUCUCACCGACUUUGACUAACACAAUUUCAUUUAUUUCUGACUCUAGUAGCCCCGACACAGACCUUGACAGGAGGAAUGAGGUAUGUACAGCAGCAUUGUUAGCGGGGAUAUUGCCCCACCGUCUGGUGAUUGCAGACGUAGAAAUCACAGUCUACAUUAACACAGUUGGAUUUGGUACCAAGAAUGAAGCUAUAUGGUUAGGAAGGGUAGAAGAAAGUAGGGAACAAU
Molecule: messenger RNA, 3992 nt
Organism: Esox lucius (northern pike)
Lineage: Eukaryota; Metazoa; Chordata; Actinopteri; Esociformes; Esocidae
Exons: 2
Coding region: 286-3714 (1142 amino acids)
Biological process (GO): DNA integration
Molecular function (GO): nucleic acid binding; RNA-DNA hybrid ribonuclease activity
Source: RefSeq, a predicted model, not a curated record